AUGAAUCCACCCCCAUACGAGUUUAACUUAGAGGAACUCCAAAAACAAUGGGAUUUGGAGGAAUCUUUACUCAAACGCCAACAACAGUUACUUGAAGAGUUACAAGCUGCAAGUAAUCGAUCCCAUAAGAAGACAUACAUAGAGAGAAAUCAUGAAGCUGCCCAUCAAAGGCUGAUGAAAGACUACUUUGUCGAAUCUCCCACAUACACCGACCACCAAUUUCAUCGGAGAUACCGAAUGCAACGACCACUAUUUCUACGAAUUGUAGAUUCUCUCUCAAAUUAUGACACGUAUUUCACUCAGAGGAGAAAUAGUGCUGGAAAGCGUGGUUUAUCACCAAUUCAAAAGUGUACUGCUGCUAUACGCAUGUUAGCAUAUGGUGUUGCAGCUGAUGCUUGUGACGAAUACGUAAAGAUUGGAGAAACCACUACAGUAGAGUGUGUCAGCAAGUUUUGUGAAGGUAUUGUGGCCAUAUUUGAGAAUGACUAUUUGAGAAGGCCGAAUGAGGAAGACCUCCAACGACUACUAAAAGUAGGCGAAGAACGCGGUUUUCCGGGAAUGAUUGGAAGUAUUGAUUGCAUGCAUUGGCAAUGGAAAAAUUGUCCUAAGGCUUGGCAAUGUCAAUUUACCAGUGGACAUAAAGGCACAACAACAGUAAUACUCGAAGCGGUUGCUUCUUAUGACUUGUGGAUAUGUUUUUGA
This is a messenger RNA of Asparagus officinalis (garden asparagus), 702 nucleotides long. RefSeq lists its product as uncharacterized. The transcript has a single exon. NCBI's taxonomy places the organism in Eukaryota, Viridiplantae, Streptophyta, Magnoliopsida, Asparagales, Asparagaceae. The coding region runs from base 1 to 702 and encodes 233 amino acids. The record is from RefSeq and is a predicted model, not a curated record.